Messenger RNA from Aegilops tauschii subsp. strangulata, 516 nucleotides. NCBI's taxonomy places the organism in Eukaryota, Viridiplantae, Streptophyta, Magnoliopsida, Poales, Poaceae. The record is from RefSeq and is a predicted model, not a curated record.
AUGCUCCACCCCCCGCCGCCGCGCCUGCUCGCGUCGCUCGGCCCCUUCCCCCCGCGGCGCUCGACCCCCCGCCGCCGCGCUUGCUCGCCGCCGCUCAGCCCCUUCACCCCGUGGCGCUCGACCCCCCGCCGUCGCGCCUGCUCGGCCCCUUCCCCCCGUGGCGCCCACGACAGCCGUCUUACUCACGCUCACCGCGGCGGCGCCUACCGGAGUCGUGAUGGGCUAGCACAGGAAGAGAAGAGCAUGGCGCCGGCACUAGCGAAGGCGGCCGCGAAGGUGGUGACGAAGCCGAUGGAGGUGGUGGUGUUCAACUUCGGCGACUCCAACUCGGGCACUGGUGGGGUGGCGGCGAUAAGGGGGUUGUGCAUCGCGCCGCCGGAGGGGCGCGUGCCUUCUUCCACCACCCCACCGGGCAGCACUCUGACGGCCACGUCGUCCUCGACUUCAUAUGUGAGUGCCUCCCCGUUCCCCUCCCCUCUCCUUCCGCCACCAAUUAGGCAAUUAAGAAGAAAUUAG